GGAUUGAAUUUUUGUUAAGCAAACUCAGCUCAGCCCAAAAAUAGUCUAAGUGUAUAAUGGAUUGAUAAAAGUAUUUGGAGAAAAAAUGGUUAUAAAAUUGUUACAAAAUUUGCCUAUCUAAUCAUUUAUAGCCAAUAGGAUCAGCCAGACAUGUGGCAACCCUGCAAAACAAACGUCACCCCCUACCCACACACACUUACAAGCGCGUCCGAGGAAAACAAUAACAAACAAGAAACCUAAACCAAAAAUUCAAAAUUUCGUCAUCAUCCUCUUGAGUUUGGGCCUUGAAAAUGGCGAACAAUACAACGAAGACCCUUUUCCAGGCGAUUCAGGCCGAAUACGGCCUGCCCACCGCCAGCGAUUCGUCCAAAUUAAGCAGUACAGGUGGCACGCCCCCUCAAACGACGCCCAGAUUCGUGAUUCCGCAGCUGAAAAUUCCACAACUGCAGUUGCAGCCGUCCACGGAUUCAGCUGCCCAGCAGAAGUCUCGUCAAGCCGCCGAGGCCCACAACCAGAUGCUUCUCAACGAGAUUCAGCUGAGGCGACGCCAGAAAUCCGAGAGCGAAAACAAGGUGCAAUCAUCAGGCUUUGUGAUACCCCAACUGGGUUCCACGCCCGCGGAGCCCCUGAAUAUACCCCUGUUAUCUAGAUUAGAGCGCGGUGUAGAUCGGCUGCAUAUACGAGACGACGGUGGCGAUGGAGCCACCACAAGGCCAGCGGCAGCAGAAGCACCUUCACCACUCAUUGACCUCUCUUCGACCAUAAUUGCGGCGAAUAAGAAUGCGCCGCCCAAGGAAUCGGCGAGCAAGUCGCGCCAACAGACGAACCAGGAGAACUUUGAAAUACCCUUCAUUGCCUGCGAUCGGGGAAGGAAGAGCAUUCCCACGGGAGGACUCCUGGCCAGCCGAAGGUCACUGCACGAGGAGGAGGAUCAACCAGAUGACCAAACACCCGCCAAUACCGAUUUCCCAGAGCAUCCCGGGCCGAUUGGCCAAAUGCUCGACGCAGUGGUGGGCUACCCCGAGCCGAGGAAACCCCAAUUGGAGUACUCAGUCUCGCGGCUGGAACGACAGCAUCUGAGGAUGUGCCAACGCGAGGAUUACGGCGUUCAAGUCAAGAGGUUCCGCUUCGAUACUCCCUCACCAGACGAGCUCGUCAAGCAGGCUCUGCAAAAGUCCUGGCGCGUCUCGCGCACCUGAUUGGCAUACUUUAAUUGACAAUUACCGAAAAGUGAAACAAUAAACCCAAAAAGUUAAAAGGCA
Messenger RNA from Drosophila ficusphila, 1262 nucleotides. RefSeq lists its product as uncharacterized. NCBI's taxonomy places the organism in Eukaryota, Metazoa, Arthropoda, Insecta, Diptera, Drosophilidae. The record is from RefSeq and is a predicted model, not a curated record.